Diaporthe batatas is the source of this 1345-nucleotide messenger RNA. RefSeq lists its product as uncharacterized. The transcript has a single exon. NCBI's taxonomy places the organism in Eukaryota, Fungi, Ascomycota, Sordariomycetes, Diaporthales, Diaporthaceae. The record is from RefSeq and is a predicted model, not a curated record. Bases 98 to 1306 code for a protein of 402 amino acids.
UCGUAGAAACGACGUACAAUUACCUCCGGCGGCGGGCUAGCAUCAGUAAUUCUCCUUGGACCUUCAACCAAACCACAGACAAGACAGAAGAUAAGCAAUGGGAAAGCCCAUGUUCCCCAGCGCGUCGCCUGAUUCCGACGCUCUGUCCCUGCACACACAACAACCUGGAGACCAGUAUUGUGAUGCGGGUGGACCGAGCCUGUUCGACACCACACAUGGCCACCACGACCUGCCUCCCAUAUACGAAGAGGUGGCCGAGGCAGGCGCAAGCACCGACCAGAACGCCCAUCUGCUCUCUGAUGCCACCCUGCCUGGUUAUUCUUCGUCUUCGGACCUGCAGCCCUUCUCCCGCGAUGCACAAGCUGCCCACUAUCUGUCGGCCGACCUAGAUUCUGACCCAGACCUGCUCGAGACGUGUGUCCGUAGCUGGGCAGCCGUCCCUCCGCGUCCAUUUGUACGCAUAUAUGGGUACCACCGUGAGCAGCGCAGCGGCCGCGACGGGAAGAGGGAGAACAAGAACAUUACAGACUUCGACGUUAAGGUUGAGCUCACGCCUUACCUCUUCGCCGACGCGAGCAAUAGGCAUGCCUGGUCCGAGCUCCGUACUGUCGAGAAUGGCGACAAGGUCAAACGCGGCACCGUCUUCGCGCGCCGUGCGCCAAAGGCCAUGGCCAACAUCGAACUGGGCGCCCUCAACAAGCCAAACUUGACGCAAUGGUGUCACCUGUACGUCGCUUCGCAUUCCGGAUUGAAGUCCUUCUCGCUGAGGCGAAGAACGAUGGGCUUCGACCAGGCUCGACUGAGGGAACAGCUGGAGACCCUCAUAAGGCGGAUGAAUUACAAAGGACACCUUGAGGUGUCCUUCCCAGUACAGGACCACAACGUCCAGGUCUGGAACAAAUGCCGGAUAAACCAGUGGAGACUGAACAAGUGGGUUUUCUUCUUGUUCUGCGUGAGUAUGCUGUGGUUGCUCUCCUGGCCCUACCUAUUCUUGCGGACAAAGACAUUCGACACCGUCACCGCAUAUUGGCAUUUCUCAAGGGUAGAUUCCGAAGGGCGCAAGAGGUAUGUUUCGCUCUCUGAAGACCAAUGGUAUAACGUGUGGGCAAGACCCAUCGCAAAAGCGGUUUUAUCAAAGAGGCAAGGUGUCCUGGAUCAGCAGGAUUUGGUCGCAGCCGAUGAUGCGAACCCGACCUUCAACACUGGUCAUGCGACAGUUGACGGCGCACUAGACUUCUUCAGGGCCGGGGCCAAUGCAAUGAACGAGGUCAACCGGCAUCUUGGAUGGGGUGAGGACCAAUUCUAAUACAGUUUUACUAGUAAGAAUUUAUUAAAUUAUAUAAAA